Molecule: messenger RNA, 6076 nt
Organism: Clupea harengus (Atlantic herring)
Lineage: Eukaryota; Metazoa; Chordata; Actinopteri; Clupeiformes; Clupeidae
Gene: usp53a
Product: ubiquitin specific peptidase 53a
Biological process (GO): sensory perception of sound; response to auditory stimulus; protein deubiquitination
Cellular component (GO): cell-cell junction
Molecular function (GO): cysteine-type deubiquitinase activity
Source: RefSeq, a predicted model, not a curated record
CUCUGAAAACAUCACUAAUCCAGUAUUUCAGGUGGCUGUAGCCAGCCGCGACUCACUACCGCCGCGCAUCAACUACAGCCGAACCGACAGACUACGCUACCAGCCGAGGGAAAGAGACGGCAUUUCAUGCGCUGAAGUUAUGAAACAAGAGUGAAAUCCUUAGAAUGAACUCGGCAACUCAUAAGUAAUAUACGACUGGAUAAACUAUACAUAUUUCUACUUCUGUGGUCAACUAUUACUUCCGCCGUCAAACCGCGUCAACGUCCAGAUGAUCUCUUUCGCGAGUUUCUUAUAAGCUAUAAAGGAUAAUAUUCAUCAAUAUAUUUUUUUGUGGAAUUGAAGCAAGCCCAAGGGACUUUGGUUCAUUCAUCUCUUUGAUGAGAAAGGGACGGCUAUACUUCAUCCCAGUCUAGUCAUGGCCACUCAUCCUACCAUGACACACACCUGACCAGAUUCUGGAGGAGACAGACACACAAAAGGGUUCCUGUCCUGUACGAUGGUGAGGGAGGCCCGGGCAGCACAUCCAGCCGGAGGUCUGGCGGCCAUCUUCAGUAGAAAUCCUGCCUCAGCUCUGCACUUGCCCGGAGAGGAGGGCACGACCUCUUAUGGGUGGGGUCUCUAAAGGGUGGGGCUGAUUCCUCUCAGCCAAUCAGAAUUAGCAGGGCAGCAAUGACCAUAUGCUCCCACAGAACGUUGGCUGCUACACACUUUCUGCUCAGGCAUUUGGGCGGAAGGCUACAACAACAAUAACAAGCAAAACACUUCUCUCUUCUCCUGGGAUUUGUUGACUCUGAGACUGUGUGAGAGCUGGGUCAUUCAGCAUUCCAGUUCCCUCCCCUCUCCUCCCCACACACACACACACACACACACACACACACACACACACACACACACACACACACACUGCGUGCCCUCCCUCCAGCGGUGACUGCGGGCUCUCAUGUGUGCCCACCCUGGCACAGCUGCCAGUGGAGUGACGUAGCCUCCGCCCCGUCACCUCUGACCCCUGACCCCGGACCCCAAUGGCAUUUGUAAAGUUCUUCAGGCGGCCCCGGGGGGGCAACCUGGCCAAGUCCUACCAGCCUGGCAGCAUGCUCUCGCUCGCCCCCACCAAGGGCCUGCUCAACGAGCCCGGACAGAACAGCUGCUUCCUCAAUAGCGCAGUGCAGGUACUGUGGCAUCUAGACAUCUUCAGGCGGAGUCUGCGGCAGCUUCCCAACCACUACUGCCUAGGAGACUCGUGUAUCUUCUGUGCGCUCAAGGGCAUCUUCAGUCAGUUCCAGCACAGCCGUGAGCGGGCGCUGCCCUCUGAUAACCUGCGCCAUGCCCUGGCAGAGACCUUUAAGGACGAGCAGCGUUUCCAGCUCGGCUUCAUGGACGACGCCGCAGAGUGCUUCGAGAACUUGCUGGAGCGGAUCCACCUGAACAUUGUUCCUGACGCAGAGACAGACUCGUGCACCUCCAGGUCCUGCAUCACGCACCAGAAGUUCGCCAUGACACUCUACGAACAGUCUGUGUGCCGGAGCUGUGGAGCCUCCUCUGACCCGCUGCCCUUCACUGAGCUGGUCCACUACGUCUCCACUACAGCCCUCUGUCAGCAGGCGUAUGAGCGGCGAGAGGAGCGUCUGCGUUCGGAUGACAUGUUCGGGGAGCUGCUCCAGGCUGCCAGCACCAUCGGGGACCUGAGGAACUGCCCAAGUAACUGUGGCCAGCGUAUAAAGAUCCGGCGUGUGUUGAUGAACUCUCCUGAGAUUGUCACCAUCGGGUUCGUCUGGGACUCAGAGCAGUCAGAUCUCACAGAGGACGUCAUCAGGGCCCUGGGCCCCCACCUCAGCCUCUCUGGGCUCUUCUACCAAGUGACGGACGACCAGGCUAAGCGUAGUGAUCUUCUGCUGGUGGGGAUGAUCUGCUUCUCCAGUCGCCAUUACUGCACCUUCGCCUACCACACCAAAUCAGCCAAGUGGGUCUUCUUUGAUGACGCCACCGUUAAAGAGGUGGGCUCCAGGUGGAAGGACGUGGUGGCUAAGUGCAUUAAAGGCCACUUCCAGCCUCUGCUGCUGUUCUACUCCAACCCUGAUGGGAGCGCCAUUGUCUCCGAUGACCCCGCCCAGCAGAGACCCACCAGCGCCUGGAGCCAUCACAAGAACCCCACCAAUGGAGACGCCACAGACGUUCCUCAGGCGCCACUGAAGAAGCUGGAGCUCACACGGGAGAACGUGAGUGCUCUGCUGUCUGGAAACGGAACCCUGAAGGUGAAGACGCCGACGUCACUCUUCAGCCGAGGGAACAACCAGACCAGCGGGGGCCGAGGACCCGUGAAAGUGUCGAGUGAGCCGCGGAGCCGCUUCCAAGAGUUGUCCAGGGAAGUGGCACAGCGGGCAGGAGAGCUGAGGGGUGCCAACCUCGCCAAGAAGGAAUCGGCGAGGUCAGAGAGGUCAGACCGGUCAGAGAGGUCAGAGAGGGCACACAGACGCCACGAGACGCUACGCAACCGAGAUGUGCACCAGGAGAGGGCGCUGUCACGGUCACUCUCCCCUCCAGAGAACGGCUUCCGGCAGCACGUGGAGCAGCGGCUGUACAGCAGCCAGGGCCGAGGACCGAUCCGUGUGGAACGCCUUCCCCACGAGCCGCGCUCACAAUCGCAUGAACCUCGCACAAACACACACGACCAGAGCUCACACUCGAACUUGCGGCUGCCCCUCCCCCUCCCCCACAGCAGUUACAGCUCCAGUUCCAGCAGAGGGGCGGGGCACUACAGCCGGAGGGCGGAGCAUGCUAACACUAAUGCUAACGGCUAUGAUACCGAUAGCAGCCAGGACUCCCGCGAUCGGCAUGGUUACAGCCACAGCAGCCGGGCCAACCGCGCCUGGCGUCCGAUGCGUGAGGCGCUCAACGUCGACAGCGUGAUGAGCGGCCAAGAGAGGCGGGGUCAGCCAUCUGCGCAGCAGGGUAGCCCCCGGCGACGACCGUCCAAUCACGAGAGGCCACUGGAGCGCGAGCGCGACUCUGCCGACCUCUGGGUUCGGGACGAGCGGAAGCCAAAGAACCUGAUGACCAUCUACGAGGACGAGCAGCGCACGGAGCUGGGCAGCCGCAGCUCGCUGGACUCGGACGGACGCGGCGCCGCCCAGGACGAGCGGCCCAAGGGCCAGAACAGCCUGCAGGUCCGCAACGAGGCCUGGAAGAUCCAGCGCACCGAGUCCGGCUACGAGAGCAGCGACCGCCUCAGCAACGGCUCCGCCAACCUCGACUCGCCGGUGGUGGAGGGCUUCGGCUCCAAGGACCUCUGGCCAAUCCCAGAGCUCCACACGCCACGGGACUCCCAGAGACAGUAUGAUGACUCAAAAGCAGAGAUCCUUCAUGCUGCGUUCACCUACGGCCAGCAUCCUGGCAAAUCACACGACCUUCAGUCCAGUCCCAGUUUACACAGGCGGCGAGCGUUCCGGUACACCCCUAGAGGUGUGGAGCAUCAUGAUCAUGAGGAGGAGGAGGAGGAGGAGGUGGACGACCCAGUGCAGCCCCACCUGCCCAAGACCAGCAGCUCCGAGUGCAACAGCUCCGACGAGCUCACCGGCCCCUCAUCCGAGCUGGAGGAUCCCUCGCAUCACUAUGACGACACCUCGUAUCGCUCCAGCAACUCUUCGCAUCGCUACGACGACGCAGCUCCUCUCGUCGCUCGGCACGCCUCCUCCUCUUCCUCCUCCUCUUCCUCCCACCGCUCCAUGGCCACUCCCACUCCUCCCAAACCCCACCCCAUCUCCCCGGGGUUGGACAGGAUCAACCGCAAUGGACGAUGGGCGGAGUCUGCAGCAGAGCCCCGCCCCCUGUCGUCCGACGGCAGCUUGCGGUCGGGUUCCGGUUCCACGGCCAGUGAGGGGGAGGAGCGGCUGGACUCUCCCUCCCCCAUUCCCCCUGAGAGGGCGGGGAUGGGGCUGCCCACCACCUAUUUCUCCGUGGAUACCUGCAUGACGGACACCUACCGCGCCAAGUACCACAAGCGCACAAGGCCCGCCCUCUACAUGAUGGCCGACGCCCAAGGGGAGGAGCCAAUCUCGUCUGGGGAGAGUGACCGUGGAGAGGGGGGGAGCCCCGCCCCCUCAGAUACACAACCGUCUGACCCCCCCAGGCCCAAACCUGAAGCAGGCUACACCAGCAGCAAACCGGCAGCCAAGUGGAACCCUGUGUCCUUUAAAGGGCUGGAUGAGCACGGCUUCCUGUGAACACACACACACACACACACACACCUGAAGGGCUCAGAGGUAACCUUCACCUCCCAGCAGCAUCCAUGACAUCAUUACAAUCCCGUAUUUCAGCCAAUGUCCCUGACCCGCCCCCUGCAGGUGUGUGAGAGGGUGUGUGUGUGAGUGUGAGAGAGAGAGAGGCUGUAGAUGUGGGCUUGGAUGCCAAAGAACAGAGAUUCCCUUGGGCUUCUCCAUCUACCAAAACACCUGGAUGGGCUUCAACUUCUAAAACAGCUGGAUGGGAUUCUCCAUCUACUAAAACACCUGGAUGGGCCUCUCCAACUACUAAAACAGCUGGAUGGCCUUUGCCAUCAACUAAAACACCUGGAUGAGAUUCUCCAACUACUAAAACAGCUGAAUGGGCUCCUCCAACUACUAAAACAGCUGCUGCUGCUCAGAGGACCUCAGGACGUUUGCACAUCACCAUGGAAGAGCGAAUCAAACCCACUUUGGUCAAAGUUCCUUAAACUGUACGAAUAUUGGAAGAGCUUGUUAAGAUACCAGUGAUUGAAACAAGUCACUAUGAACCAUGUUCACACUGCUAAAAAGCCAGUCGCCCAGUCACCCUAGGUACAUGAGGAGCAGCUAACCCCAACCCUUCCCUUGGGUUGAUGCUAUGGAGUGUGUGCAGCUAACCCCAUCCCCAUCCCCAACCCUUCUCUUGGGUUGAUGCUAUGCACCCCAUUUUGCUCCAUCAGCAUCAACCUAUUCCAUUUCCCGUGACAGACUGAAUCGUAUAAUGGAGGAAUUUGACCCAGACACCAAAACAAACAUAUAGGGAAUAACCCCAACACUACCCUUAACAUAAUGCCUCCAACGCCACCCUAAACAUAUAGGGAAUAACUCCAACACCACCCUUAACAUAUAGGGAAUAACUCCAACACCACCCUAAACAUAUAGCGAAAAAAUACCCCCAACACUACUCUUAACAUAAUAACCCCAACACCACGCUACACAUAAUAAACCCAAAGAUUUAAAUCUAUUCCCCUUUUUCACAGGGAAACCUGGAAUUGAUCAACAUUCUAGCACUUAUCAAUCUAAUGACCCAAUCAUGAUUCUGAUUCAGUUAAUCUAGUAUGAUUCUGAUUCUAACGACCCACUAAUUAUUUUGACUGAAUAAAUCUGAUUGUAGUGGCCUAGUAAUGAUUCUGAUCUGAUUUUACUGCCCCAGUGGUGGUUCUGAUUCUAUUGCCCCAGUGGUGACUAAAGUGUCUCCUGCAUUGUAACGUGCUGCUGGACUGUGUGUGUGUGUGUGUGUGUGUGUGUGUGAAGAAGCCCAGAGCUGUUGAGGUGGUCCCCAAUGACAUGCUCAGCUGAUAGUUACCCACCCCCCAUCUGCUGCCUAGGACCUAAAGGCUGCUCACUCCCACUUGUCUGCUUGCCUUCCCACAUGUAUAAAUAGAUCUUCCAGCUUUCUGACCUCAUCGGAUGAUUUUGUACUGUUCCUUAUGAUGGUCUUCCCUCCUCUUCUUUGGGUCGACAAACUCUUUUUCUCUUCAGAAGAUGAGAUUUCAGAUCUAGACAUGUUCGGCUCUGUUAUUCCUCUGAAGAUGUACAUUUCUGGACCUUCACUAAAGUUACAUGGGCUGGGGUUUGGUCAUGUUGUUCAGCUUGGGAUGGUUUGGCUGUAUAUUUGGCAUAUUUUAUUUUUGUUAAAUAUGUUUGAUAUAUUGCUGUAACUGAUCCUGGACAGUGCCUUAUUUUGUAUGUAAAGAUGAUUUAAAAUAGGUGUCACCAUUUGUAAAAAUGUGUACCUUUUUAGAGGCUUUUGUAUAACAUUUAAUUUCAUUUUUAUUGAUUAACAGCUGUUUAAUAAACUAUUUUAUUUAAUCAUA